Dendrobium catenatum is the source of this 1197-nucleotide messenger RNA. RefSeq names its product transcription factor bHLH57. The record is from RefSeq and is a predicted model, not a curated record. Gene Ontology annotation, molecular function: RNA polymerase II cis-regulatory region sequence-specific DNA binding; DNA-binding transcription factor activity, RNA polymerase II-specific; protein dimerization activity. Gene Ontology annotation, biological process: regulation of transcription by RNA polymerase II. NCBI's taxonomy places the organism in Eukaryota, Viridiplantae, Streptophyta, Magnoliopsida, Asparagales, Orchidaceae.
UAAUGAGAGAGAGAGAAGAAAGAAUGAAAGGUGAUGAAGAAGUCCCCACAACUGCCUGUCUUCGCUCUGGACAAAUCUGCCACCUUACAAUAAUGCAGAAGGCGCUCUGCAAAGGAUUCCAAAAUAACAAUACUCAGAUCUAAAACACUAUCCGUAAACUAAACUCUCCCUCUCUCUCUCAAUCUUAAUCUCUCUAUGGCUCCGACUUGCUACAGCAUUUCGACGCUCAGCUUUGGUUUAUAAAUUCGUACCUUGUAUGAUCACAUAUGUUCUUCCUACGACACCUAUCCUCUUUCUCUCUUCUCCUUCUCUAGCACUCGGAGCCGCCUAAAAGCACUUUAUUUGAGGAAUUUAAGAAGAAGAUGGCUUAUUUAGGAGAUCAGGGAGAGCAAGCUGAGGGAAUUUAUUUUGUUUUCAUUUAAAGGAAGUGGAGAAGUCAGAGGUACUUAUACUGCUGCAGCUGUUACUGUUUUAAUGGAGAGGCUCCACAGGCACAUUAACUCCUUUUCGCAGUUUUUGGAAGAGUGCAUGGAAUCGAAGGAGUUGAGCGGCGCGAGCUCAGCUCUUGAAGCUGUUUUUCAUGGAGGGAAUAGAGAAGGGAAACUCUCUUCCUUUUUUCCAGCGGUGGCUGAGAGGAAGAAGAGGAAAAGGGUGGCGGCGAAGAACGGCCGGGCGGAGAGAGUGGAGGCGGAGAGCCAGAGGAUGACGCAUAUAGUGGUGGAGAGAAAUCGUCGGCGGCUUAUGAACGAGCAUCUCUGCGCGCUUCGAUCUCUUAUGCCAUCCUCAUUUGUGCAAAGAGGAGACCAAGCAUCCAUUAUCGGCGGAGCGAUUGAUUUCAUAAAAGAGUUAGAACAGAUGCUUCUAUCUUUUCAAGCAGAGAAAGUCAGCCGAUCUUCGCCGUCGCCUGCGGAGGAUGGGUGGUCGCCAGCGGCGGCCACCGUCAGCAGCUUUUUUGUAUCGCCGCAGUAUACAGGGUAUUGUUUUGGUCUGCGGCGAGCGGAUGAAGAGGGGGAGAGCGAGGUGGAUGUGGAAGUGACAGCCGUGCAGGGACACGUUAACUUGAAGGUGGCGGGGAGGAGGAGGCCGGGGCAGCUGGUGAAAGCCAUUGCCGCCAUUGAAGAGCUUCGGCUUACCGUUCUGCAUCUCAGUAUUACUUCUCUCGAUGCCGUCUCUGUUCUCUAUUCUCUUAACUUAAAG